Opisthocomus hoazin is the source of this 2355-nucleotide messenger RNA. NCBI's taxonomy places the organism in Eukaryota, Metazoa, Chordata, Aves, Opisthocomiformes, Opisthocomidae. The record is from RefSeq and is a predicted model, not a curated record.
AUGCAAGAAGACGAUGAUGAUGAAAAAAACUUUAAUGUUGAAAAAAGUCCUGAUGAGGAGACUACAGAAACUGGUCUCUCUGUUUCCUCUGUAAGAAAUGAGGAUGAAAAUGCUAAGCAGCAGUGUAAGCCAGCAGAAGUAUUUCCAUGUGAAAAUCAGGAUGGGAGUUCAAAUCUGUCUCCGUUUAGGAGUAGAGGUAUAGACACAACGAGGUCAAGAGAUUCUUCCCCAGUGAAACUUGAAAUAAAACUUGAAGAAUCUGACGAUGAAUGUGAUCUUGUGAUUGAUGUGCCACCAGAAGCUGUUAGUAAAAAGCCAAGAAUAAGUAGGAACUGUAGGAACAGGCACAAAGAACUGGCUGCUGUAAUAUGUGCCGAAAAAUUACAUGAUAGUGCUGUAGCAGACAUCCCUGGGUGUACAGAAGAAAAAUCAGAGAAACUUAUUACUUUGUGGAAAAAUGGCAAAGAUUUAAAUAAAUCUGAAAAACUGGGCAAUUUUUCCCCAAAAGCAAAUGAGAUUUAUUUGCCUGAUGUAAGCACUGGUGCAUUGAAGGUUUUGAAGGGAAGACACGCCCUUGCUUAUACUGAGGAGAAACAUGUAUCUUCAGCUGCUUCUGUCAAGGCAGACAUGCGGAAGGGCAUUCUGAAGCAAGGGAAAGCAGAAAACAAUCUAUUGGUCAAAUCAGUUGUUCGGAAGCAUGCUGAAGACACUGUGAGGGGUGGAAGAGUGACACAGUCUGCCUUGCGUGCUGGUCACUCGUCGAAAGAUGAGACUGCAGUUGAAAGACGUUAUAAGGGUAUAAUAAAUUGGGAGGAAAGCCAGAGCAUAGAAGAAAAUGGGGGUAAUGAUAGCCCAGAAGAUACAUACCCAUAUCGAGCUGAUUACCUAAACAAGAAAGAAAAUGAAAUAACUCUGCUGAGUUCAUCUGCUGAGGAAGUGGAACCAAGUGGGGAGGACACAGAGCUCUCCGAAUCAGAUGAUCCUUUAGAGGAGUGUCGGAGAAUUUUUGAGGAGUUUGAAAGAGAAUCACAAAAGGAGGACGGUGAUCAGCAGGCCUACGGAGGAAACGUAGAUCUCAAUUUAUCAGAAACCAAAGUACAUGUUUCUGGACCAAAGCGAAGAAUUGCACACACCACAAAACUUGCAGUUUCUAUUCAGAUAAGGCCUUCGAUUCCAGAAUCAGGAUCCAAAGUCCCACUUGAGACACGAAACCGAUAUGUCGGGGUUUUUUUUGCAGAAUGCCUCAAAAUUUGUAGCACAAUGAAUGAAGCUAUUGACAAGGCCAUGACAGAAGAGCAAUCUAUUUAUGAUCGUUGUGGCAGUAAAAAAAUGUACCUGAAUUUUGCUGUGAAGACUCUCAAAAAGCUAAGAGAUCAUGGACGACUUUAUGACAGCAGAUCUUCUAGUGGUGCUGGAUCCGUAGAUUCAGAGCAAGAGCAAGCAUUUACAGGUGGUGUUCUAUAUGAACUUUUAAAAGAUUAUCUGCUGACUGAGGAACAGCUGAAUGAAAAUAACUUCCCUCGACCAAAUCCUGGAAAAAAUGGUAGCGCUAUACUUACUGGGGUUGUAAAAAGUGCUGGGUAUGAUGCUUUCAAAAGAAUGUGCUGUAGGUGUGGCGGAGUAUAUGCUGUUACUUCUUCAGGAGAACAUAGACGUAAAGAAGAAUGCAACUAUCAUUCUGGUAGAGUACUGGAACAAAAAGUUCCUGGUGGCAUGGAAAAACGCUAUAGUUGUUGUGAGAGAAUAGUUGGAUCUGCUGGAUGUCAGAUUGCAAAGCUUCAUGUUCAUGAUGGAAGAAGGGAGAAAUUGGAAGGCUUCACGAAGACAUUAACUAAAUCACCGCCUUUUGAUGGAAACUGUGGUGUAUAUGCUCUGGACUGCGAAACGUGUUACACAACCCAUGGCUUGGAACUGACUAGAGUGACAGUGGUUGAUGCUAAGCUGCAGGUUGUCUAUGAUACAUUUGUUAAACCAGAUGGUAAAGUUGUAGACUACGAUAUAAGACUGUCUGGAGCUACAGAAGAUGAUCUGAAGAAUACCACAACAUCUCUUCGAGAUGUACAGGCAAUACUGCUAAAUUUGUUCAGUGCAAGUACAAUUUUAAUUGGACACAGCUUAGAAAAGCACUUAUUUGUUCUCAAGCUAAUUCAUGACACAGUAGUGGACACAUCAGUAGUGUUUCCUCAUUGGCAAGGUUUCCCUCACAAAAGAGCACUUAGAAGUCUGAUGGCUGACUACCUCAGGAGAAUUCAUCAAGAUGAUGUUGGUGGUCAUAAUUCCAGGGAAGAUGCAACUGCUUGUAUGGAACUAAUCCUUUGGAAGGUCAAGGAGGACAAUAAAAGAAGAAAAUGGUGA